Messenger RNA from Cynocephalus volans (Philippine flying lemur), 2406 nucleotides. RefSeq names its product interleukin 17 receptor E like (gene IL17REL). NCBI's taxonomy places the organism in Eukaryota, Metazoa, Chordata, Mammalia, Dermoptera, Cynocephalidae. The record is from RefSeq and is a predicted model, not a curated record. Bases 1 to 2406 code for a protein of 801 amino acids. The transcript has 22 exons. Gene Ontology annotation, molecular function: interleukin-17 receptor activity.
AUGCUGGCUGGCCGAGCUCUCCUGGUCCUCUGCCUGACCUGGGGCAUGUUUCAGAGCCUGGCCAUCCCCCGGACUGCAGAAUGUGGCCUCUCCUGUUCUCAGGGCUUCACCUGCAAGAACCACAUGAACCGGAACAUUUUCAACAGCUUCUGCCGGCCACCCCCCACGUCCAUGUCCAAGUCUGUCUUGGAGGCCCUGACACUCUCCACCGCCAUGAAGUGUGCCCCCCAGGAUGGCUGCUCACUACUCUUGCACGUGCAUGCCUCUGUCAAGUUGCUUGAGAGCGUGCGGGGCCUGGAGGUCUGCUCCAUGAGCCUGGACACCCAGGAGACGCAGUGUCAGAGCGUGCGGGUCUCCAGGGCCUCCCGCCUGCGGCAGGUGGGGCGGCAGCUCCAGGUACACUUCGACUGCUUUGAGGUGAGCAUGGCCCAGCACCUCUACAUCACCCUGAGGACUAUCCCCCACUUCUGCGGGGUCCAGCUGGACCAGCAGUACCACGUGGAAGACUGCAGAGACGAGGACGUGAGGAGGAACGUGCCUGAUUGCUUUGCCAGGAAGCUCAGCUACUGGGUGGACCGCAGGCGCAAGGCCAUUCUGGUGCAGGUGCCCGACGCCCCCGGGAGUCCCGACUACUACGUGCGGCUCUGCCUCAGGUGGUUCACCUGCGAGGACGCCGGCGACCCGGUGCAGGUGACCGUCAACAGCGUCUCGCAGACCGUCUCUCUGCCCUACAGCCGGGAGCUGCCGUGCCUGUGCCUGGAGGGCUGGUCUGCGACCCCGGACGCCGUGCGGACCCAGAUCUGCCCCUUUGAACAUGACACGGAGGCGCUGUGGGACGCCAUCCACUACCAGCCGGUGAGCCAGGAGCUGACGUGGGAGCCUGCCUGCCCCGUGAGCGGCCGUGUGAGCCUGUGCUGGAGCCCAGAGCCCGGGGCCCACUGCCAUGAGCUGCAGCACUCCAGCCGGCCCGCGCAUGGCAGGGUACAGUACCCGCUGGUGGACACACAGCCCCAGCUCUGCCUGAAGUUCUCCACCGGCUUGGAUGUCCAGGUGAGGUGCCCUUUCAAACAAGGGCACUUUCCAGCCUGGAAGAUGACCAUCCAGCCGGCACCCACGCAGGGCCUCCUCCGGGCCACCUUCUUCUCGCCCAGCCCUGCCCACUUCCAGGUGCGCCUGUGUCCCCAAAGGAAGUCGUGGCUCCCUGCUUGCCACCUGUUGUUCCAGGCCAGCCCCCUCCCUCCAGCCUCAGGUGAGCCCACAGCAGACCCUGAGGUUGCCUUCGUGGACAUUCCCAGGGACAGGGCCUGUGCCCCUGGUAUCUGCAUCCAGGGCUGGAGGACCGACGUGCACUUCUCUGUCCCUCAGCAGCUGUGUGACCUCCGAUGCAGGCUCCGGUUCCACCUGUCCAGUGACUUGAGAUGUCCCUCGCCCACCCAGUUCCGACUCCCAGGACCUGAGUUCACCAGGAGGAUUCUCCCAGGCUUUCAGCCAAGGCUGGACCGCACUUCCCAGCAAAGGUCAUCUCCAGCAGAACAAGCCAAAGGGGUUGUGGCCAGCCCCAAGGUUUGGCGUCUGGACCAGGACUCACCACCUGCUGGUCAGGUGACCCUGGGAGCUGGCCCCAGCCACUGCCAGAGCCCCAAUGCCAUGCUGGGGUUGGGCAGCCCAGGCAAGGCCUGGUUUGUGCUGGACGGCCUGGGGCAGCUCCCCUCAUCUCUCCCCAGCUGCCACCUGUGGGACAGCAGCCUGAGCCAGGGCCUCAUCCAGGACAAAACAUGGGGGUGGUCUCACCAGAACCCAGGCUGUGGGGUCCGGCUCUCCAAAGUCCUGCAGAUCUGCAGGGGCUCUCAGGGGUCGGGCCACAGGCCUCGGGCCUCGGGACAACUCAUGGUCACGGCCACCAUCCCUGGCCCUGAAGACGAGGCCCUGGCCUCCUGCCCCAGAUUCUGCCCAGGGCACCCCGCACUGGCUGGAGUCCACCUCUGGAUGCCGCGGGGCUGGGCCUGCACGCGGCCCCCACCUCACACAGGCCCCUGCCUCUCCCUCCACCCUCCCUUCAAGGAACUGCUGAGAACCUUGGUGCUGGGCGCCACCUGGAGCACCCGUCCCACCCGGACCCCUCGCAGAGGUCCCCGUCAGAAUCCUGGGACCACACCCAGGCCCCCGCAGCCCAACAGGCCCACUGCCUUGGCCAGUGACACCGUCCUUCCCCCAUCCCCGCCCCAGGCCACACCUGCCCAGGAGAAAAGUGCUGAGGCACUGGGCCCUGGGAUAGGACGGGGCAGCAAUCAUUCACCCAUCGAGCAAGUGCUGGGCACCCCGGGGCCCCUGGGCACUGGCCAGCACUGGGGACAAACCAUACUGACAAAGACCCAAGCAGCUGGGGACCGACCUGGGUCUACCUGA